AUGGACACCCUUCACGCAAGAGCCGACUGGGAGCGCGUAGGGGACAAGUGGUUCCGCAAGACAGAGCAGUAUACCGCCGUCUUUGACCAGGGCCUGGAUCUCGAUGGCUACAUCGUCACGGGCGCUCCCUAUGCCGGCGCUCUGGCCCUGUGGCGGGACGACACCAAGCUGCAGGCUCACAAGACAGGCCAGUCGACGAAGCCGGCCAUCGAGAUCUACAGCUUGGCGGGCAAGAAGCUGCGCAACAUUGCCUGGGACAGCGGCGCCAUCAAGGGGCUGGGCUGGUCGGAGGAGGAGGCGCUGCUUGUUGUUGCGGCAGAUGGCAAUGUGAGAUGUUAUGAUAUGCAGGGGGAUUUCAGCCACUUUUCGCUGGGGAACGGGGCGGAUAACUACGGAGUUGAGUCUUGCCGGUUUUACGACAACGGCCUGGUUGCUUUGCUGGGGAACAACACUUUGGUGACAGUCUCAUCAUAUACAGAGCCGCGGCCAAAGCUGCUUGCGCCGGCGCCGGCGGGUGAGAUUCACUCAUGGGGCAUCAUCGCGCCAAAUCACACGCUGUCUCGCUCCGUGGAGGUGCUGCUCAGUAUUGGAUCGACUGUUUACGUUGUCGACGCCACAGACUGCGAGGACAGAUUCCUGGAUGUUGGACCCUUUUCACACAUUAGCGUUUCGCCAAACGGUGGCUUUGUCAAUCUCUAUGGGAAGAACGGCAAGGCGCAUGUCAUUUCGAGCGAUUUCCAGGAGAGGCUAUUCGAACACAACUCCAAUUCAAACACACCGCCCAAGUAUGUGGAGUGGUGUGGUAGCGAUGCUAUCAUUGCUUGGGAAGACGAGGUUCAUGUGAUUGGACCGGGAGAUGAGUCUUCAUCUUAUAUCUAUGACAGCACUCGAGUGCAUGUCGUAUCUGAGCACGAUGGCGCUAGAUUAAUAACAAAUGACUUUUGCGAGUUCUUAGAAAGGGUGCCUGAUGAUACACUUCAAGCAUUUGGCGCCGCCUCAGAAUCAUCCCCUGCAUCCAUCUUGCUUGAUGCUGUCAAGCAGCUUGAGCUGCAAUCUCCCAAAGCAGAUGACUACAUCCAGCUUAUUCGGCCAAAUCUAACUGAAGCUGUCGACACGUGCGUUAAUGCCGCUGGUCGCGAGUUUGAUCCGCAGUGGCAGAAGAGACUGCUCAAAGCUGCGUCAUUUGGCAAGUCGGUGCUAGAUAUCUACAACAGCGAUGAGUUUGUCGACAUGUGCGAGACAUUACGGGUUCUCAACGCUGUGCGCGGUUUUGAAAUUGGAAUGCCCCUGUCUUUUCAACAAUAUCAUAGGCUGACGCCUGAGCGGCUCAUCCAACGGCUAAUCCAGCGGCACGAAUACUUGCUGGCGCUAAAGAUUGCUGGCUAUCUCAAGCUUCCGACGGACCGCAUCUACGUUAGCUGGGCAUCUACAAAGGUCCGGCUUGGCGCCCAAGACGACGAUACCAUCUGUCGACUGGUCGUGGAGAGACUUUCGGGGAAGCCGGGCAUUUCUUUCGAAGAGAUUGCAAGGGCCGCACAUCACGAGGGCCGAACCCGACUAGCUACUGAGCUGCUGAACCACGAACCUCGUGGUGGGAGACAAGUUCCUCUUCUCCUAGAUAUGGAAGAGGACGACCUAGCCUUGGACAAAGCCAUUGAGAGCGGUGAUACUGACCUCAUUCUUUUUGUCCUCUCAAAGCUGAAGAAGAAGCUACCACUAGCCUCAUUCUUCCGAGUAAUCAACGUUCGACCCACUGCAACGGCACUGGUAGAAUCUGCCGCCCAGUUGGAAGGAGACAAUACCCUUCUGAAAGACAUGUACUACCAGGAUGACAGGCGGGUCGAUGGCGCCAACGUUUUCAUCCGAGAAUCACUCCGACAGCCGGAUGCGCGCACGGCAUCCGAUAAGCUGGCGCUGGCAGCCAAGCUUCUGUCCGAAUCGAAAGAUAAUGCGGCAGAGGUGUAUGUGCUCAAGGAGACGACGCAGCUCCUUCGGGCGCAGGAGGCGCUAGACCGCGAUUUGACAGACUCCUUCUCGGGACUUAGCGUCAACGAGACGAUAUUCAAGCUGAUCCGGCUCGGGUACCACGGGAAGGCAAAGAAGAUCCAGAGCGAUUUUAAGGUGCCGGAGAAGGUUGCGUGGUGGAUCAGGCUUCGGGCACUUGUCGCAAAACGAGAGUGGGGUGAGAUUGAAGAUAUUGCAAAGGCGAAGAAGAGUCCUAUCGGAUGGGCGCCUUUUUUCAACCUCACGCUACAGGCGGGUAAUCCGCGCCUGGCGGCCGUGUUUGUGCCCAAGUGCACGGGUCUGGAGCCGGGCGAGACGAUCACCAUGUAUGAGAAGUGCGGGCUGCGGGUCAAGGCAGCGGAGGAGGCUGUCAAGCUGAGGGAUGCGGCGGCGUAUGAGAGGUUGUUGGAGGCGGCGGGGGGGAGGGAUACGACUGAGGGGAAGGAGAUUGAGAGGGUUGGCGGGUCGACGUUUAAGAAGUAA
This is a messenger RNA of Trichoderma gamsii, 2487 nucleotides long. RefSeq lists its product as hypothetical. Gene Ontology annotation, biological process: intracellular protein transport; vacuole fusion, non-autophagic; endosomal transport. Lineage: Eukaryota; Fungi; Ascomycota; Sordariomycetes; Hypocreales; Hypocreaceae. The record is from RefSeq and is a predicted model, not a curated record. Bases 1 to 2487 code for a protein of 828 amino acids. The transcript has 5 exons. Gene Ontology annotation, molecular function: actin binding. Gene Ontology annotation, cellular component: HOPS complex; lysosomal membrane; endosome.